Leishmania braziliensis MHOM/BR/75/M2904 is the source of this 588-nucleotide messenger RNA. RefSeq names its product transcription factor S-II-like protein. Gene Ontology annotation, biological process: DNA-templated transcription. The transcript has a single exon. Gene Ontology annotation, molecular function: nucleic acid binding; zinc ion binding. Bases 1 to 588 code for a protein of 195 amino acids. The record is from RefSeq and is a predicted model, not a curated record. Lineage: Eukaryota; Euglenozoa; Kinetoplastea; Trypanosomatida; Trypanosomatidae.
AUGUCAGCAGCUUCCAGCCAAGCUAAAGUGCGGACACCGACAGAGCAGCGUCAGGUACACUACAUCUCUGAUAAUGUGUACACACUCGGAACGCUCAGUUGCGCCGUCUGUGGCCAGGCUUUCCCGAUCCACACGAACGCGUGGCAGCGCAGCACGUGCGACUGGUGCGGAACGCUGCAUGAGCCAGGCACGUACUCGGCGUUUCAGCAACAUCUUCGCACCUCGCGUGGGACAAGCGGUGGUAUUCAAACGAGCAACAAGGUGUGCUCUCUGGACACCAGCGCGGCUCUCUUUUUCACCGAGAAGGAAGUGGGUGCUGCAGUGGAACACAUUCGCCAGACCCUAGGUGACACAGCCGGUGCUGGUGGCUCCUCAUUCUUUGGAGCGGCGCCCGGCUCCACGGGCGGAGUCACACGUGCCGGGGUUACCGAGGUGGACAAUCGCAUUAUCGAGGAAUCCUUCUGCGAGACGUGCGGUAUCCACCGCUCUUGUAAAACCUUUGCCCGGCAAACGCGCAGCGCUGAUGAGGGUCAGACCAUUUUCUUCCAGUGCACUGAGUGCGGUUCGGAGUGGCAGCAGAACUCCUAA